This is a messenger RNA of Cylicocyclus nassatus, 335 nucleotides long. The record is from the annotation of a GenBank genome assembly. Lineage: Eukaryota; Metazoa; Nematoda; Chromadorea; Rhabditida; Strongylidae.
AUGUUGACACCGUAUAAAGACUAUUUAGAUUUGUUUUCGACUAUAACUACUCGCUCAAUUACAAGACCCUCGCGACCAGUAGCAUAUCCGAUAUGGAAGCAAGCUCUUUGGAAAUCCUUACAAACUCGUUUUGCCACCAUUCCUCACAACAUCUUAAAAAGACAAUUAGUUGACCUCGCAAAAAAAAUCUACCAAACAGCAUGGGAGCAAUUUUUGAAGAAAAAUCCAAGUGUAGAUCCAAGGAUCAAACCUUACAUUGGAAACAAAAUUUGACGUUAGCUUGUCCUUCUUGCACUGUUCUAGAGAUGUAAUUUGUUACAUUAAUGAAUUCGUAC